CCCUAACCAAAGCUAGAACGAAUAAAAGGGUCAGAGAAGUCUGGACCGCAACCUUCCGCCCGCACCUCCGCCAUAGCCAGCAGCACACAGUGCUCCGCCUCAGCUGUCUGCCUCGCUCCUCUGGUCCUUCGCCUCCAGGUAUUUUCUGACCCACAUGGAAGAUGCUCAAAUGCAAGAAGUUUUUUGUCCACAAGUUAAAGCGACCCUUCGUCUUGGAUCAGAAGCACAUUCUGUUGUGGUGAACAAUGGAAAUGUAUCUACGCAACUGGUCUCAAUGAAAGAACAGAGCAUGAGUAUAUUAAAGGAUUACAUCACAAGGCAUAAUGUUCCAAAUGAUGUCCCUGAUGAGCCGGAAGGCAUUUCUUCUGAAGACGAAGAAGAAGAUAGUUCCUUUGAGAAGACUUCUACAAAGUCAAAAAAGAGAAAGUAGAUUCUCUUUUGGUACGUUACAUAUUGUGCGACGAAGGACUAUUUAUUAAUCAAUUUAUAAUGCCUAGAUGGAUGCUUGAAACUUUAAGGACAUUUGUGUGUUUUUCUCACUCUUAGGAUAGCUCUUGUAGUCACCUAAACAUUUUUUAUUCUAGAUUUAAGAUUAUAUCGUCUUUCAACCCUCCGGUGAAAGGGCAUUCGAGCCAUCUUCUUACAUGUUUUUUUAUAAAUUAAUAAUUGUAUACUAGUCAA
Cuscuta campestris is the source of this 681-nucleotide messenger RNA. NCBI's taxonomy places the organism in Eukaryota, Viridiplantae, Streptophyta, Magnoliopsida, Solanales, Convolvulaceae. The record is from the annotation of a GenBank genome assembly.